Messenger RNA from Melanaphis sacchari, 1476 nucleotides. RefSeq names its product baculoviral IAP repeat-containing protein 7-B-like. NCBI's taxonomy places the organism in Eukaryota, Metazoa, Arthropoda, Insecta, Hemiptera, Aphididae. The record is from RefSeq and is a predicted model, not a curated record. Gene Ontology annotation, cellular component: cytoplasm; nucleus. The transcript has 8 exons. Bases 1 to 1476 code for a protein of 491 amino acids.
AUGUUCUCCAGUCGUCUUGUCCGCUUUUUGGACAAGUGCGCCAUUUUGGGUGUAUUUAUUUGUGGUAACUAUUCUGAAAAUUAUAUAUUUAUUAAUAUAGGUUUCAACUCACAGACAUCUAAAAUAAAAGCUUUAAAGAAGCACGCAUCAAGUGAGAAUCUUAUAGCUAGUGUUGAAAAGUGGAUUCUAUAUUGGAUAAAAAAUAAAAUGAUGACUUUUCAAAGUCGUUGGAAAUCCUUUGAUGAAAAGUGGGUUUUAAGUUAUUUAACGCCUUUUGAAUUAGCCCAAGCUGGUUUGUUUUACUCAGGUGAUGGUGAUAAUGUUAUAUGUUUUGACUGCAGAGUGAAUAUGUUUAGUUGGAAACCGGGUGAUGAUCCAUUAUGUGAACAUAUUCGUUUUUCUCCAGAUUGCGGAUUUAUUAAUUAUAUUUUAUCAACGGUUAAAGGUCGUAUGAAAACAUUUUACAACUGGCCUGUUGACUUUUUAAAACCUCGUGAAAUGGCUGAAGCUGGGUUUCAUUACACAGGCUUUCGAGAUUGUGUAAAAUGUUCUUCAUGCAAGAAAGAUUUUGAUAACUGGGAACGAAAUGAUAUUCCCUUUACUGAACAUAUGUUUCACAGUCCAAGAUGUCCAUUUGUUAUUGAAUACAAAGACAUUUAUCACAAUUCUUCUACUGCUGUUUACCGAUCAAGAAUUGAGGUAAAAAAUAUUGAAGAUAGGUUAGAUUCUGAGGGCAAUGGUCAUACUGAUUUGUUGACUUGUUUCUACUGUGGUAAUACACUGAGUCACUGGAAUGAAACCCAUGAACCGUGGAGAGUACACGUAAAAUGGUCAAAAACUUGUAGAUAUUUGUUAUUAAAGAAAGGCAAAAGCUUUGGUGAUAUGGUAGAUGCUGUGGAUAGUGAUAUCAUAAACUCCAAGCAACUGGAAUUAUUCAAGUUGAUUGAUGCACAGAAAAAUACACUCGCUCUCGAUUAUAAAAUGAGAAUACAGUCAACAAAAAAGCAUUUUGGUAAAAUAACAAUUACCAAUACAUCUAAUAAAAUCCAGGAAAAUCUUUUUCAAAAGCUAAAUCAUAAUUCAGUGCCAGAUUGUAUGAUGUGCAAAAUUUGUUGUAAGGAAGAAAUUGAAGUUGCUAUUGUUCCUUGCGGUCAUGCUAUUGCCUGCAUUGAAUGUACUUUAGCAUUAGAACAGUGCGCUAUAUGUAGAAUUUCAUUCACAAAAUUGAUGAGAAUAUAUUUAUGGAAGGAUAAAAAACAAAAACUAAACAAAUUUCUCCAACUAAUACCGUUCAGUUUUAAAAUAUUUUCCAACACAUUGAACUCAAUGCUUUGUAAAGUUUGUAACAAAGAAGAAAUAGCAACAGUAUUUUUACCCUGUAGGCAUGUCUAUACCUGUGUCAAAUGUGCAGAAGAAGCGGACACGUGUCUUGUAUGUGGAGAAAAUGUCUUUUCUUUUAUUCAAUUAUACUUUUAA